AUAGAUAGAAGCUGGUGCGAUGGUUGGCUGUGAGAACAGAAACCAGCAGAGCCCUUCACUUCAGCUCAGCCUCUGGGAGUCAGAGGUCGGAACCGAACAUGGACGCCGGGCAAUUCGUCAUCCCGAUCCUCGGCAUCGUCGGCGCCGCGGCCGCGACCUUCUACGCCGUCAGCUUCAUGGAGAUCCGGGAGAAAUCGCUGGAGGACCUGGACGACAAGUACUCCGAGUACGAGGAGGGCGGCGGGCGGCAGCGCCGGGCACGGCGGAAGUCCGGCCGCCAGGCGAAGAAGCGAAAAUGAUUGACGGAUACGCCGUCAGCCUGAGAAAUAAAGAGGAUGCGCGUGUGGCCUCUGUAUUGAUGUUCAUCACUUCCCCUUUUUUUGUUAGCAGCUAAUCACAUCUACGUUCGGUCCAUAGCCAAAGGAAAUGUGCACUGUUCACUGCUGCUAGGCUUUUUGGCCCUGCACUUGCAUUCAGCGGUUAUGCUUUUGAGCCACACUUCUCUCAGCUGCGCAUGCUGAUUUUGAAAUUGUUUCAUGCAGUGUCAAACAUGGAUUCAUGUGAUCAGGGAAUGCUAGUUUUUUGGUAAA
Molecule: messenger RNA, 590 nt
Organism: Hordeum vulgare subsp. vulgare (domesticated barley)
Lineage: Eukaryota; Viridiplantae; Streptophyta; Magnoliopsida; Poales; Poaceae
Exons: 2
Coding region: 99-299 (66 amino acids)
Source: RefSeq, a predicted model, not a curated record